UUUGUAGUUUUUCUCCAACAGAGGUAUUUUUAGGUUGUCCGACAGGCAGCUCUAUACGUAACCGCUUUUUGUAAAUAACGUAAUGACAUUUAUACAAAAACUGGAAUUAAUUUUGAGUUAUAAAUUAGAGAUGUGGAUCAGUUUCAGCUGUUGUGAAUUUCGAAAUUAACAGUAAAAUCUAAAAAAUUACCUGGAUAAAUAGACUAACCUUUAUAAUUAUCAAAAAAAGCGAGUGAGGAGGUCAAUCUAAGUUAUGGAAACGAGGCCUGCUGUAAACAAUGUGCUCGGUUCCAUAACUCAGACAGCCCUUUUUCGUAAAUGCAAGACUAUCAAGCCAGUGCUGUUAAUAUUAAACCACUCCUAGCAAAAACGUAUCCAUAUGGGUUGUUCUAGCGACGAUUUACGUCUUCAUGUGAACGUAAUUUGUAUUUUUGGCAGUCUUUGGUUCAGCGAAUUUUUCGGGAAAAGGUUCGGAACUCGCCGCCGUUCGUGUGAUAAUUCCGUAACCGAGCGUAGACUAGUUCCCAGUUCUCUCACGACCAAGGGCAACCUGGGUGAUGGAAACGAAGCUGCCAAGACAAACAGCAAGGCAGAGAAAAUAAUCGCCACCUAGCCUACUAAGGGCUUGAAGUCAAGAUGUCUUCAUUUCUUCAGAAAUUAGUGAUCUUAUUAUUGCUGGGGUUGUUAUUAUCUGCAAUAAUUCUUGUCGAGAGAGGUCUAUUUGGGAUAUACAGUGUGAGCUCUGAAAGCUUUACCAUUGUGGCGAUAAUUGCAUCGCCUCCUCUGCUCUACAUAAUUACAACUUAUUUAAAGAGUUCUAAAGGGUGCGGAGAUGCUGCGUCGCCAUGGAGACAAAAAAGAAAUCUCAUAGGAGUGGCAUUUGUGACCAUAUGCUCUCUUGCAAUGUGUGUAUUCUACCUUUCCUGGAGAGGUUUAUGGUGCACCUACCACAAGCAACACCAUAGAAAACUCUGCCAAGCAGCUUGUGAUAUUCAAAAAACUCUCACAAUUAAACAUAUCCCAAUCUGGAUAACCUUAGGGGAUCUUCUAGCAUCCCACCGAAAUCGUACUAUGCCAUUUGCCUGGGAACAUGACCUUGAUUUCUGUGUAUCAAGGGACAACUUUCAAACAGAUUUCACAAGUGAGGUUCAUAGAGGUGUGUUUAGGACUCUCGCUACGUGGAUAAAACCAAAUCAUGUUUAUUUUGAGCCGCUCAGGAUACGACAGCGACAUGCAGAGGGACUUUUGAUUGAUGUCUGGGAGUGUGAUCCACAGUUUUAUGGUGCCACGCCUGAAGAAAUUAGAAAUGGUCUAAAUGGGUCUUUCAUUAUGGUGCCCUAUUGUGGUUGUAUGUUUGCUGCACCAAAAUUUGAACACAGAGAUCGGAUCUUUAAGAAAUUUUAUGGUGAAAAUUACAAUGUCCAGAAAUUUGCACACCACUCUUGGCAGUGUAAGAUUUGGGUAGAUCAUUGAGAAAGCUCAACAAUAAAAUGUUAACUAUU
Messenger RNA from Nematostella vectensis (starlet sea anemone), 1502 nucleotides. RefSeq lists its product as uncharacterized. The coding region runs from base 637 to 1473 and encodes 278 amino acids. Lineage: Eukaryota; Metazoa; Cnidaria; Anthozoa; Actiniaria; Edwardsiidae. The record is from RefSeq and is a predicted model, not a curated record. The transcript is spliced from 3 exons.